AUGCGAGGUCAUAUGGUUUCUGCCAAUCCCGCUGAAGGGGAGCGAUACUACCUUCGCCUACUUUUAUUGCAUAUUAAUGGGCCUACGUGUUUUGAAGAUCUCUACACAGUCAACAAUGUACAACACCCAACAUUUCGGAAAGCAGCUCUUGAAAGAGGGUUAAUAGAGUCUGAUGAUGGUUUAUCACAAUGUCUUACAGAGGCAUAUUUAUUUCAAGCUCCCAAUGCUCUUAGAAGGUUGUUUGCAACGAUAUUGACUUUUUGUGAGCCAGAAGAUGUUCGUAAGUUAUGGGAUGACCACUACAAUGCUCUUUUAGAAGAUUAUAGGCGACAAUAUGGAAGUGUUGAUAGAGUCCAAAAUAUGGUCCUCGCCGACAUCAAGGUAUUCCUACAAUCUAUGAGUGACAAUAUUGAUGGUUUUGAUCUACCAAAGAUAAAUGAAAAUGUCGAUUUAGAAUCUGGAGUUUUUCGUGAGGUACAAGAGGAAUGCUCUAUUGUUUUAGAAUCGGAACAUUUACAAGCCCAAGAUUUUCUUAACCCUGAACAAAAAUUUGUGUAUGAUGAUAAUGCGGCAUGUCCAUAG
Messenger RNA from Lactuca virosa, 582 nucleotides. NCBI's taxonomy places the organism in Eukaryota, Viridiplantae, Streptophyta, Magnoliopsida, Asterales, Asteraceae. The record is from the annotation of a GenBank genome assembly.